AUGGAGAACGGAGCAGUGUACAGCCCUACCACAGAGGAGGCCCAGCCACAUCCCAGGGGCGCCCGGAGCGGUCUCACCACCUGCUUCUCCCCGGGCCGGCUCAAGUGGCACCGGCUUGCCCUCAAAGGCUUGCAGCUGUUACUGUCUCUGCUGGCCUUCAUCUGUGAAGAAGUUGUUUCACAAUGUACUAUGUGUGGAGGACUUUACUUUUUUGAAUUUGUAAGCUGCAGUGCCUUUCUUCUGAGUCUUCUGAUAGUGAUUGUGUAUUGCACUUCAGUUUAUGACAGAGUCGAUCCUGAUAAAGUAAAAUCAUCGGACUUUUAUAUUACUUUGGGAGCAGGAAUUGUGUUUUUGUUGGCAUCCAUUAUUUUUGCUGCCACACAUGAUAAGACAUCAGCUGAAAUUGCUGCAAUUGUGUUUGGAUUCUUGGCAUGUAUUAUGUUUCUAGCUGACUUUUUCAUUAUGUUGUAUGAGAAACGACAGGCCCAGCAGAGAAAACCAGAGACUCCGGCAGAAUUCACGGAACCACUAAAUGUUCCCUAG
Chrysochloris asiatica (Cape golden mole) is the source of this 543-nucleotide messenger RNA. RefSeq names its product CKLF-like MARVEL transmembrane domain containing 6 (gene CMTM6). The record is from RefSeq and is a predicted model, not a curated record. NCBI's taxonomy places the organism in Eukaryota, Metazoa, Chordata, Mammalia, Afrosoricida, Chrysochloridae. Gene Ontology annotation, cellular component: membrane. Bases 1 to 543 code for a protein of 180 amino acids. The transcript is spliced from 4 exons.